Molecule: messenger RNA, 718 nt
Organism: Elephantulus edwardii (Cape elephant shrew)
Lineage: Eukaryota; Metazoa; Chordata; Mammalia; Macroscelidea; Macroscelididae
Gene: RPL19
Product: ribosomal protein L19
Exons: 6
Coding region: 63-653 (196 amino acids)
Biological process (GO): translation
Cellular component (GO): cytosolic large ribosomal subunit; ribosome
Molecular function (GO): structural constituent of ribosome; RNA binding
Source: RefSeq, a predicted model, not a curated record
GCAGAUAAUGGGAGGAGCCUAACCAGAGCAGUUCCUUUCUUUUCGACGCUGUGGCUGCAACCAUGAGUAUGCUCAGGCUUCAGAAGAGGCUUGCCUCUAGUGUCCUCCGCUGUGGCAAGAAGAAAGUCUGGUUGGACCCCAACGAGACCAAUGAAAUUGCCAAUGCCAACUCUCGCCAGCAAAUCCGGAAACUGAUCAAAGAUGGCCUGAUCAUCCGCAAGCCUGUGACUGUCCAUUCUCGGGCUCGAUGCCGAAAAAAUACCUUAGCCCGCAGGAAGGGCCGGCAUAUGGGCAUAGGUAAGCGAAAGGGUACUGCUAAUGCUCGAAUGCCCGAGAAGGUGACCUGGAUGAGGCGGAUGAGGAUUUUGCGCCGGCUGCUCAGAAGAUACCGAGAGUCUAAGAAGAUUGAUCGCCACAUGUAUCACAGCCUGUACCUGAAAGUAAAGGGGAAUGUGUUCAAAAACAAGCGAAUUCUUAUGGAACACAUUCACAAGCUGAAGGCAGAUAAAGCCCGCAAGAAGCUCCUGGCUGACCAGGCUGAGGCCCGUAGAUCUAAGACAAAGGAGGCACGCAAACGACGUGAGGAGCGACUCCAGGCCAAGAAAGAAGAAAUCAUCAAGACUCUGUCUAAAGAGGAAGAGACCAAGAAAUGAAGCUCCUCUCCUCUCUGUACAUAGUGGCCUUGGCAGUUAUAUAGAUCAUUCAAUAAAACAAGUCG